GAACUGAAGUGCCAAUAGAAUUUGGUUUAGAGGAGGUUUAGGGUUUCUGGUCUGUUGCGAAUCGAACUUCAGCUUACUCCACGUUUCGUUUUUUCGAAUCGGUGUGUGUGUGUGUGUUUUUUCUCCAUGCACGUAGCAAUGGAUGCUCCUACGUUACCUCAGGAGGAUGCCAUCCCUGCAGCUCUCAAAGCUGAAUUUGAGGAAUGGGGCACUAAGACCACGGGAGGAGUGUUGGCUGGCAUGCUUUAUGGUGGUGUUCGUGAGGCUGCCUCCGCUGCAAAAACGGAGCAAUCCCGAUUACCUUUUCCCCACGAGGACAAAAAGCCUCGUGGGAAAAUCAUCAGAGAAAUGACGGAAAACAAAGUGCUUCGAAUUGCCCGUGGCACUGUGUUGGGAGGCGCUAAACUUGGAGCUUUUGUUGCUCUUUUCAGUGGUAUUCAACAUGGACUUGCUGUACAUCGGGGUAAUCAUGAUGCCUUGAACACAGUCGCUGCUGGAGGCGUCACUGGAGGAACUUUUAGCCUUACUUUACCAGGUUCGCUGUUGACAAGGAUCAGUUCGGCUGCUGUGGGUACACUUCUCGGUGGAUUUCUGGCUCUGCCUCUGGGAUUGUUGCAGAGCAACCUUGAAGCAGAACUGAAACCAGUGCAAGAACAGGAGGCGCGGGAACCACAAUUGAUCGAUGGUGGUAUACAACAACUGAAGUAUAAAGAAGGAGUAGGAGUUGAUGCAGUGAUUCGCCGUCUUGAAUCGAGAGCACCCGAGCCAGCACUCAGAUCCCAGGAGUAGGAAUCUUUUACUCAAUUUUGAUGGUACACCUGCUACAUUUUUUGAAGUGCAAGGAGAAGAGUUUACGGAUGUGUACACCUCAAAUUCUUCGACCUUGUUCAUGACUUAGGCUUUUGCAGAUGAUUUCAGAGAAGAGCUUUCCUGUUUACGAUAGUUUAAACUUCAGAGUAAGGGUCUUCUGGUUGAGGCAUUUUGUUUCAGAAGCUCGAAAUGUCACGUGCAGUUGUAGGCUCAUACAAGUCAUUGCCCUUGUGAGGAGGACGAUGUAAAUACUGUACAGUGAUGAGAGGAGCAUACAUGAAUGAAAUGGAUUCAAGAGAAGUACAUGUUAUCGAUACUUGUAUCAUUAUGGCAAUAAGAGAUAGUAUUAUCUGCA
Molecule: messenger RNA, 1165 nt
Organism: Physcomitrium patens
Lineage: Eukaryota; Viridiplantae; Streptophyta; Bryopsida; Funariales; Funariaceae
Biological process (GO): mitochondrial respiratory chain complex I assembly
Cellular component (GO): mitochondrion
Source: RefSeq, a predicted model, not a curated record